Molecule: messenger RNA, 1665 nt
Organism: Lampris incognitus (smalleye Pacific opah)
Lineage: Eukaryota; Metazoa; Chordata; Actinopteri; Lampriformes; Lampridae
Gene: sh3bp5lb
Product: SH3-binding domain protein 5-like, b
Exons: 6
Coding region: 1-1485 (494 amino acids)
Biological process (GO): negative regulation of protein tyrosine kinase activity; intracellular signal transduction
Cellular component (GO): cytoplasm
Molecular function (GO): protein kinase inhibitor activity
Source: RefSeq, a predicted model, not a curated record
AUGGACCCGGGCAGCUCGCGUGAAAGCUCGUCCGGUUUUGGACGACCCGAUUCGGCCGAUGUGCGUGAGGAGACCCCGGGAGGGGAGGCGGAAGACGGGGGAGGCAACACCGGCAGCAUCCCGAGAGGAAGAGGAGGGCAGAGUCGAGGUGAUGCCGGUGGCGACGAAAGCCCUGCGGACCACAUGAACACAGAACAUGAGCAUGGAGGAGAGACAAAGCCAGGCCAGGAGAGGGCUGACCCUGUCAGAGACGGGGACGGCAAGUACGAAGAGGAGUUGGACCCCCGAAUUCAGGAAGAACUGGAGCAUCUCAACCAGGCCAGUGAUGAGAUCAACAAGCUGGAACUGCAGCUUGAUGAUGCCAGGUCGAGCUAUAGGAAGAUUCUCACAGAAUCUGCGAGGAAGCUCAACGCUCAGGGCUCCCAGCUCGGCGCAUGCAUCGACAAAGCAAGGCCCUACUAUGAAGCCCGCAGACUUGCCAAAGAGGCCCAGCAGGAGACCCAGAAGGCGGCUCUGAGGUAUGAGAGGGCUGUUUCCAUGCACACGGCUGCCAGAGAGAUGGUGUAUGUUGCGGAACAGGGCCUCCUGGCAGACAGAAACACCCUGGACCCCACCUGGCAGGAGAUGCUCAACCACGCAACAGCCAAGGUGAAUGAGGCAGAGGAGGAGCGCCUACGGAGUGAGUGUGAGCACCAACGUGUCACCCAGCUGUGCCAGAACGCCGAGGCACGUGUCCAGAUCCUCCAGAAAUCUCUCAAGAAGGUCAUCCUCAAAUCAAAACCUUACUUUGAGCUUAAGGCACAGUUCAACCAUAUUCUGGAGGAACACAAGACCAAGGUGGUGCAACUGGAAGAGCGAGUGGCCAAAGUCAAAACUCGCUAUUCUGUUGCCCUGCGUAACCUGGAGCAGAUCAGUGAGCAGAUCCAUGCCCAGAGAGGUCACAUCCGUGCAAGCAGGGGACGACCUUCUGCCUGUGGGGGACGCAGCUCCCCGGUGGGCGCUGAGGCCGAGGUCAGAGCCGCGGUUGGAGCUCAUAUCAGUAGCUGCGGAGGUAUAGCGGCUGCAGGGUUAGAAAGCGACUGGGCAGAUGGAGAUAAGACCAGACAGUGGGUAAAGAGGCACUGGGAGUCUGGCUGGGGUCAGAAGGAGAGGCUGGAAGCUGAGCAGUCGGGAUCAGACUCCAUGUCGGUCAUCAGCCUGCAAACCAUUGCCUCCGACUUGGAGAAGUGUGACUCUGUGGAACAUCUUGGCAAGCUCAGCGAUAUGGGGAGCCUGGUGGGGGAGGACUGGGACAGGGAGAGGGAGUGGGUUUUCUUAGCUGAAAACAGCGGUGGUUGCAGGACCACGAAGUCGACGAUGAGGGUAGCAGCAAGGGAAGUGGUCAGCAUCCUGUUACCUGACAGAGUAAUUGAGGAGAGGGGAGCCAGGGAGAGAGAGAGACAGGACAGCUUUGUCAAGCAGCACCAUAGAAGCGUUAGCUUAUGAGAGUCAGCUGGAGAGUACAAGUCAUGAUACGACUGAGGAUGAAGGAAUACUUCAGAAAGAAUGAUGAGGAAUCAGAGAGGAACUUCUAGGUGAGCCAGAAAGAGCUAUGGGUGAGGCGUCGCAGAGCCGCUCUCCAGAAUUUCAAAUGUCGCAUGUGGAUGUUGAGUGACAGACUUAUGG